Messenger RNA from Adineta ricciae, 1458 nucleotides. The record is from the annotation of a GenBank genome assembly. Lineage: Eukaryota; Metazoa; Rotifera; Eurotatoria; Adinetida; Adinetidae.
AUGAAUCUUCAUCUACCAAGCCACAUUCGUGAUCCAGAUGCACCACCGGACCAUCUGAAAGGAAAAUCAAGAUCGAAUUGGAUUAGAAAUGCGAGGAAAGAAAAACAAAAUUAUUUAUAUGGACGACAAUAUCCAGCGUUUCAAGUGCCUUCAUCAUAUUAUCGAACAUUUCACAUACAUCGAUUUGUAUCACCGAACACAUUGACAUUUCUUAUUGAUCAUGUAAAUCGAUGUAGAAGAUUCAGCAUCGAUACUGAAUCAGAAUGUAGCACGAAUGCAAUUGCACUUGUUCAAAUAAAUACGGUACCUAAGACAUUGCCUGGAUUUGUUAUACUAGUAGAACUCAACCACUUGCCACACAUUGAUACACAAUUAUUCGAACAAAUACGUGUAUUAUUUAAAUCAUUAUUUAAAUCCAACAACGAAGUAUAUGGUUGGGGCUCUCUAGCACAAGAGCUAGAGAAAGCCCUUCCUUUUCGUUUGUUUUCUUUCCCUUUAGCAUGUGAAUACAUAAAUGUACAGAACACAUUCAAGGGAUGGAUAGAGAGGAACCCGCCUCCUUGUGAGGAUUGCGGUUCCGAUGGAAUGGACAUCCUUCAUCGAUGUCAAUGCAAUUGGUUACCACAUAUAGGAACGGAUGAGGUGUGGUCUAUUCAAAAUGCGAUUAGAUAUACACGUCGAUUAUUUCUGGAUAAAUCCCAUACUAGGUCAAACUGGAGUAGAUUGUUAGAUCCGAUUCACUCGAAUAUUAAUCCAACAAAAUUAAAUGCAUUAUUACGUUAUGCGACAUAUGAUACCCUUGCCGUGUCGUAUUUUAUUCGUCCAAUCCGCGAAAACUGGACAUAUGAAAAAUUUCGCACAACAUCCAUGGAAGAUCUUUUAACCGAUACAUCAUUGGAAACAUUUGCCGCAUUUCGGGACGAAGUAUCGGACGAUGAUUCAUCACCUGAAUUUAUGGAAGAUUCUCAUCACCGAGAACGUAUACCAUCGGAACUAAACCAUUUUCAAGAAACAGAAAUAAUCGCUGCAGACGAUAUUCUGGUCAAUGAGAUCAAUAGUCAGAUGGAAGGAGUUGAUGACCAUAAUUUGGUUAUCGACGAGGUGGAGGAGAUUGAUGACCACGUUGUGAUCGUCGAUGAAGUGGAAAAACCACCUAUGGAACAUCGUCGAAUUAAGAACAGUCGAUCGGUCGAAAGCAAGAAAAGGAAGAACAAGAAGAGGAACAUCGGCCUGCGAAAACUUCGAUACAAGCACAUCAUUGUCCGACAAUACUACUACAAGUUCACAUCGAAGAUGAUGCGUAGAGUAUUGAACUAUUAUGGUGUUCAGAUCCGCCAUUUCAAGUUCAAAGAUGAUCAAGUGAUUAUCGGCCUCAAGAACAAAGAAGACCGAAAUCGUUACGAACGAAGUCUACCUUCGUAUUGCUUCGAUAUGAAAAAUUACCGCCGAUUCAAGUAA